This is a messenger RNA of Haplochromis burtoni (Burton's mouthbrooder), 1508 nucleotides long. RefSeq names its product P2Y purinoceptor 14. The record is from RefSeq and is a predicted model, not a curated record. NCBI's taxonomy places the organism in Eukaryota, Metazoa, Chordata, Actinopteri, Cichliformes, Cichlidae. Gene Ontology annotation, molecular function: G protein-coupled purinergic nucleotide receptor activity. Gene Ontology annotation, biological process: G protein-coupled receptor signaling pathway. Bases 11 to 1018 code for a protein of 335 amino acids. The transcript is spliced from 3 exons. Gene Ontology annotation, cellular component: membrane.
GACUGAAAGCAUGGCUGACUCAAAAAAUGUAACUUCAUCUGUCAAUCACACCUGUGAUCUGGUUGUCCCAUCAGUCAACCCUUUCUUUAUGCUGGUCUACAGUCUGCUGUUUCUGGUGGGUUUACUCCUCAAUGGCUUCAUCCUAAAGUUUUACAUUUCUCAAACUCAGCAGCAGGCAUCCAGCGGCUUGAUGGUCUACCUGCAGAACCUGACAGCUGCUGACUUCCUGCUCUGCCUCUGUCUGCCACUGCGGAUAAUCCACUAUGCCAGCAACUCGGCCAUUUUGCACAUACUCCACUGCAGCAUUGGAGCUACUUCCCUGUACCUCAACAUGUACACCAGCAUCCUUUUCAUGGGGUACAUCGCUGUUAACAGGUAUCUGACAAUCAUCCAUCCUUCAGGAACUCACAUCCUGCAGACAGUACGAACUGCCCACAUCGUCUCCAUGGUCACCUGGGUUUUUCUCCUGGCUCCAACAAUCGCCUACAACAUCAUGUUUUUCAUCACUCACAAACCUGUCACCUCUGACCACUGCUACUGUGGGCCCCUCUUCAGUACGUCAUUCAGCGUCCUUCAUAAAGCAUUCCAAAUCAGCUGCACCAUCAUCUUCCUCUUAGUCUUCAUAUCCCUGGUCUUCUUCUACUACAGCAUCUCCCGCAAGGUGUUGCAGGCACAGCAGAGGCAGCUGGCCUCCUCUGGCUCUGAGAAGCUGGUGAAGUCUCGCAGGAACAUGUUGGUGCUGGUCAGCAUCUUCUGUGUUUGCUUUGUUCCCUACCACCUGGCUCGUCUUCCCUAUGCUUUUCUGUGGGACACCAACACUGUGGGCCGGCUAUUGUACUACCUGAAGGAGGCAGCCGCCAUGGUGUCAGUUUUCAACGUCUGCCUGGACCCACUUGUUUACUUUUACCUCUGUAAGACUUUUCGGGUCCACGUGAGAAAGGCAUCCUGGAGAGUCAACAAUCCAAACAAACAAACCAGGAGAGUGAGAGCAGCAACGAGCCAAACCAAGGAGCUGUAAAGAAAAGAUGAGGCUCAGCUCAACAUUUCAUGGGGUGAUGACAUCAUGAUCAUUUUUUAAUUUUCAAUAUAUUUUCAAGUAUAGAAAACAAAAUAUUUUUCACUUUGUCAUUAUGUUUUUUUUUUUUUACAUCAAUUUUGAGAUGAAAAGAAAAAGAAUCAUUCUGGAAUGAGGAUGUAACAUGACAACACGUGACCAAGUGAGCACUCUCUCGAUGCACGGCACCUCAACAUCACCGCUUCACACAUGGCUCAUUUUUAACCUUCUUCUUUCCACAACACGCUAACAUGUAGCUUAAACAAUCACAUUUUUAUAUCUUGUUUACUUUCUUUCAGUUGUUUUUUUCCAAAACCUGGAGCUGAUAAACGAUCACCAUGUUGUUAUUUUGUGCUUGUUUGUGAGUAAAAUGAAUGUUGUUCUUUGUGACCUGGAUUGUGUUGUUAAUCUGUGUCACACAGACUGACUAUAUGUCAGCACUUGUAGCUACCUG